Molecule: messenger RNA, 801 nt
Organism: Myotis davidii
Lineage: Eukaryota; Metazoa; Chordata; Mammalia; Chiroptera; Vespertilionidae
Gene: ID1
Product: inhibitor of DNA binding 1, dominant negative helix-loop-helix protein
Exons: 3
Coding region: 1-390 (129 amino acids)
Biological process (GO): negative regulation of transcription by RNA polymerase II; cell differentiation; circadian regulation of gene expression
Cellular component (GO): cytoplasm; nucleus
Molecular function (GO): transcription regulator activity; protein dimerization activity
Source: RefSeq, a predicted model, not a curated record
AUGAUCCGGCCGCGGGGUGCGGAGCGUGCCUUCUACAACCGUCUGUGCCGCGCGGAGGUCUCCUCUUGCACGCCCAGCUCCCGCCUCCUCGCGCACCCCGACGCCAGGAUCAUGAAGCUGUACGACAUGAACGGCUGCUACUCGCGCCUCAAGGAGCUGGUGCCCACCCUGCCCCAGAACCGCAAGGUGAGCAGGGUGGAGAUCCUCCAGCACGUCAUCGACUACAUCUGGGACCUGGAGUUAGAACUGAACUCGGAAUCUCAAGUCGGGACCGCCGGGGCCCGGGGGCUGCCCGCUCGGGCUCCGCUCAGCACCCUCAACGGCGAGAUCAGCGCCCUGGCUGCCGAGGCGGCGUGUGUCCCGGCGGACGACCGCAUCUUGUGUCGCUGAAGCGCGUGCUCCAGACCCCGCCGACCCCAGCCCUCCAGGGGCGAGAGGAACGAGCGCUCUCUGGGCCUCCCGAGCGCCUGCCGCGGCUGGGGAGGAACAAGACAGAUCAGCGGCCUUUGGGCGCCUGUGGAUCCAGCCCAGGGCUGGGGGACUGACGGGACAGGCCGACCUUCCCUCCACACCUAUCAGCCACCAGAGACUUGGGGGAGUUUCCCCCCCGUGUGUUUCUAUUUUUUGAAAAGCAGACAUUUUAAAAAAUGGUCACGUUUGGUGCUUCUCAGAUUUCUGAGGAAAUUAUUGCUUUGUAUUGUAUAUUACAAUGAUCACCGACUGAGAGUAUUGUUCUACAAUAGUUCUGUGGGUUUUUUUUUCUUCUGUUGUUAUUAAACAAAUACUUUAGAUGAUGGUAAA